This is a messenger RNA of Fraxinus pennsylvanica, 813 nucleotides long. The record is from the annotation of a GenBank genome assembly. NCBI's taxonomy places the organism in Eukaryota, Viridiplantae, Streptophyta, Magnoliopsida, Lamiales, Oleaceae.
AUGGCAACUAACUCAAAUUGGAACCCGAGUCCGGAUAACAGUUACAAUGCCAGGCCGUUGUUGUUACCAGAGAUCGGGCCCGAUGGCCUGGCCCGAGAAUCACCCGUCAUCGCCUACACAGAGAAGAUAAUAGAGGAAGAGCAGCGUCAAUUGAGAAAAUACAUUGAAGAAAACUAUUCCAAGAUUCGGGAUGUUGAACGAGAAUUAUCGAAUCUCACCAUGGAGAUGAAGCUUACUUCUGGGCCAAAGAAAGCUGCACUUGAACACAUGCGAAAGAAAAUUGAAAUGUCGACCGAGAGAAUUCGUAUUGCUAAGCUGAAAGAAUCACAGACAAAACAGGUGUGGGAAGCAGCAGCAAAAACUGUGAAGGAUGAGGAAGCAAUUAAGCAGAAGCUUUGUGAAGAUUUAAAUAAUCUGGUUCAAGAAAGUAGUAAUGCACAGUUUGCUAGACUCGAGGAAUUGAAACGGCGGCUGGAGGCUUUAAAUCCUAACAGAUUGUCCACCAACGUGACCUCUGGUGUGAACCCAGGGGAACCAGCACAGACUAGUAUAAUUCAAGAUGCUUCAGAAAUUCAAAGCACAUCAGAACCAGCUGGUGGAUCGGUGAGAAAUAUAUCUAAUCAAGGGGAUUUUAGUAAUAUUCCCCUAACAAAUGGUGAAAACCAACAGUCUGUAACCAAUGGAGAGGGAAGAGGGAAGAAGAAAAGUAUGUUCCAAGGGAGACUAAAGGGGAUAGGAGCAAUACCUAAGGGUAGAGGUCCUGCAGCUCCCGGUUGGACUGGGGCUGGGUUUAAUGUGGGUGGUAGAAGUUGA